CAGGUGAUUGUGAUCACAAGUUGUCCACCGUUCACCCAGUGUCCUACCAGAUGAUGACAUUCCACCAAAUCGUGUUAUAAAACCCACAAAAUCCUAAAGAUUCAGCUUAAAAGGACGUUAAUUCCAUUGUGAUGCAGUGAAUUGUUGAGUAACUAUUGUUUGAACAUGUUCGGUGCCUUAUUGUUACUUAAUUGUCGUCGAAUAACUAUCAGUUGAACCAAUUGUCUUAUCGCUAACCACGAUAGACACGUUUCAGUGAAACAGUUGAUGAUACACGUAUGUGGGAUUAAUGUCAGGUGUGACACUGUGAAAAUCUAUCUAUACUUUCCAUUUGUCGUUCUAAUGAGAUAGAAUACGUGUCAAGGUGGACUUUUGGGCAGGGUUCCAUCGGUUUUCACAGCAGGUGAUUCUGGGACAAUGUCAUUUCCGCCCUUGGUGAGCUCGACUCCACCUCCAUUGGAUCACAAUUUCCGAGAGUCCGAUGACGAUGACGAGUUUGGAGAUUUCGCUGCAGGUGCACUUGACGGCUCUUCAACAACCUCAGAAUCCCCCCAGAAGCUGUUGACACCACUUCAAACCCCGGUAUCAUCAGUGGCUCCAUCGCCCCGGGUAAAUGGCACCACCGAUUACUCACCAUCUCCAAAGCCCCCCACAAUUGACCCCAAAAAAGACCUCGAUGACGACAUAAUAAUAACCGUUGAAAAGACUAACGACACUGUGAGCAGUAUAAAGCUAGACAAUAGAACUAGUGGUAGUUUAAAAGAUAACGAUUACGAUUCCACCAAUAUCGAGCCUAGUGAUACCUAUAAUAACGUUUCUAGCCCCGACAAGAGGAGCUUCGAUCAUAUUCUCGAUGACAAGUCAUCUGAGAAUGAUAUCGACAAGAAAGACAUUGAUUUGCGAUUAGUUACGAGUAGCAAUAGCAGUAGUUUAGCUGAUAGUUGUUUCAAGAGUGAUUCCUCCACGAAUAUCGAGGCUAACGACGACGUGGAGCCCCUGAGUCUGGUCCUAGACGACCCCACAACAUCUGGGGAUCAUCAAGACCAGCCUGACUACCAGGGGAAUCCCAGACCUCCAGACCUCGAGGACGACUUCUACGACUACGACAAAUUCAACAAUUCCCUGGAGUGUGAUUACGACUCGAAUAAUUGUUUAAAAAACCCUGCAGACUCCCCCCAGGACGAUGAUCAGCAUCUGCAGGAUCACAGGACCCAGAAAAGAAUUCCCGAACCCUCAGAGGACAUCUUUGGAGACAUAACUUCGGAAUUCUCGACCUACCUCAUCAAUUCUCAUGGGAAUAACGAGUUUGUCCAUCAUUUCACGAUAUCUGAGGCUGAUGGGGAUCAUGAGAGGGUCCUGGAGGCACCUGUCCAUCAUCCUGAUGACAAAUCAAACGAUAAAUUUGCUCAAUUUGAUGUUGAGUUUUGUGGGAGUGAGAGAGUCGAGAUUGUUAAGAGUGUAAAUAAUAAUUUGAGCGUUCAGGGGGAAUUUCAAGAUGAUUUUUGUGAUCAUAGGGGCGGGGAGGAGGGGAGGGGGGCUGGGGGAGAGACAGUUGUUGAGGGGGAGGAGAUUAGCACGAAAAAAUUGGAUUUGUUGGGGGGAUUGGAAACUUUGGAGACAUCAUCGGGGGCUGGAGACGAUUUAGAAAGCUUUUCGAGAUUCAGGGAGGGGGAGAGUACCUGCGCGAGGAUAGGGGAGGGGGAGGGAGGAGUUUCUGGGACUCUGGGGAGAGAGGGGAAGAGUGGGGGCGAUGGAGAUGAGUUUUCAGAGUGGGAGUUCCAGGGGGACGACAACUUCGGGGACUUUGCUGAUUUCUCCAGUGAAUCUGUGGCUCAAGGACAGAGUGAUUGGGGGAAGGAUGCGCAGGGAACUGGACUGGUGGCCGGUGAUGAUGGGGGGGAUGGUGAUGAUGAGUUUGGGGACUUUGGAUCCUGCCCGGCUCCUGUAGAGGAGAAUCACGUUAGUUUUGAUUUGAGAGAGUCUAUCUGUCGGAUAGAUAAUAAGAAUGUUGCUAAUAAAAUUGAGGACAUAAUUCUGAAUAUGUUUCCAACGGUUCCCGAGCCCCGUCCCGUGGAUGUGGCGACCUUGAUAGCAGGAGAGGACGUCAUUUGGAGUUCCCUGAAGAAUAUCGAGGAGACGAAUGCCUUGAGCUACCAGUGGAGCAACAGUGCCAGUAAUAAUGCACUUCUGGGGGCUCUGGGGAUCGACUCGAGGAAUAUUCUAUUCGGGCCUAGAUGGAAUCCAAACAUUCCGAGAUUCGCAGCGAACCUGGGGUAUGCUCCCUUGGAGCCCAUGAAAGCAUCAAGCGCUGAGGGACAUCCGUCAAUAACGUCAUCCUCCAGUAAAUCCCAAAACUCAACAAAUUUGGAGGAAGUACCAGCUGCUCAAUUCGACUGGAACAGCUCAGGUCUCGUGAACCCCCUAGACGCAAGUGGUGGGCUGUCAGCACUUCUGCCACUAGAUUUAUUGUAUCCAUUUGAUCCUUUACUCACCACUCCCCAUUGUUCCGGGCACUCCGAGUCCUAUCACCAUCACGCUGCUUGUACCAGGAGCUCGAUAUAUUACUAUCCUGGGGACUCCCCCAUCGACUCUCCCGCAGAGGCUGGACCUCUGAAGCACCCGAGACAACCCCAGACAUCCAGAAUAAUCGAGCCCCUGCCCGGACCCAGUACAAUCGACUGGAAGAAGAAGCCCAAGGCGUCAGAACUGAAGGCUGACCCCAGGAUCUCCUCUCAGAAGCUCCUGAAACCCCAGCAGAAGCCACUCCCAGUGAAUUCCACCCCCAAAGUAGAACCGAACAAAUGUGAUAUCAAGUCUGGAGAUCGCAAGGGAUCUCUGGUUAAGAGAGAUCCAGAGCAUACUGUCCUCGACAGAUAUGGGAGGCAGAUGGUUGUGAAGCCAGAGACUGUUCAAGUUCUCAAACAACUGCCCGAUCUCUCGUUUCUCAGUGCCAGAACUUUACUCUUCAAUCCUGAACAGAAGCAGAUUAUUCAGGAUCUUGGUGCUAUGAUCAAUAGGAAGAUGCCUGGCUGAGUAACGUCGGUCUGAAUGCGUGUUUGAAGAUCGGUUUAUGAUAUUGAAGAUUUUCUUUGCGAAUUGAAAGACAAAAUUUAAGAGGAGACUACUAUGAGUUAAGUCGUGGGCUAUUGGAGUGAGAUUUCUCACGCAUUGAAGAUCAAUUAUAUAUGUUUAAAAACGCAUAAUUAGCGCAAAACAGUAAUUGUUUAUUGUUUGUUUACCCCGCAGACGCUUAAAACGUUAAAAACAGUCCAGGGCCUCCAA
Molecule: messenger RNA, 3282 nt
Organism: Diachasma alloeum
Lineage: Eukaryota; Metazoa; Arthropoda; Insecta; Hymenoptera; Braconidae
Gene: Afti
Exons: 8
Coding region: 418-3033 (871 amino acids)
Biological process (GO): intracellular transport
Cellular component (GO): trans-Golgi network membrane; AP-1 adaptor complex
Molecular function (GO): clathrin binding
Source: RefSeq, a predicted model, not a curated record